AUGGGGAAGUCCAAAAAUUUGACGCACGAGGAAAUCUGGGAUGACUCUUCCCUGGUGAGAUCGUGGGAUGAUGCAGUGGAGGAGUAUCAACUCUAUCACAGUAUUCAUGCCAAAGGCGAGAAUGUCGAAGAUGUUCUGAGAGAGGCAGAGGAAGCGCGUAAUUCCGAAGAGAGCGGUUUCAGAGAGGAUGCUGAUGAAGUGGACGUUCAAGAUGUUGCUAUGGAGGAACCUGAGGACAACAAUGUAUCCACUCCAGCCCCUUCGGUCACCAAACCUACCUUAGAGGAAGUUAGCCAGCAACCUGCUCAAGGAAGCCCUGGCAGAGACCUUAAGGUUCCCGCAGGCACCAUGCCGAUGCCUGAGCCGCUCCUGGCUCAAGUUCAAGAUGAAAGCAUAAAGCGCCUCAUGAUGGCCUGGUACUACGCGGGAUACUACACAGGUCUUCAUGAAGGCCAACAAGCCAAUCGGACAAAGAGCUAA
Molecule: messenger RNA, 480 nt
Organism: Penicillium odoratum
Lineage: Eukaryota; Fungi; Ascomycota; Eurotiomycetes; Eurotiales; Aspergillaceae
Exons: 4
Coding region: 1-480 (159 amino acids)
Source: RefSeq, a predicted model, not a curated record